Zygotorulaspora mrakii is the source of this 1695-nucleotide messenger RNA. It is a transcript of the gene CDH1, whose product is annotated as Cdh1p. The record is from RefSeq and is a predicted model, not a curated record. Gene Ontology annotation, cellular component: anaphase-promoting complex. Gene Ontology annotation, biological process: positive regulation of ubiquitin protein ligase activity; positive regulation of anaphase-promoting complex-dependent catabolic process; anaphase-promoting complex-dependent catabolic process. Bases 1 to 1695 code for a protein of 564 amino acids. The transcript has a single exon. Lineage: Eukaryota; Fungi; Ascomycota; Saccharomycetes; Saccharomycetales; Saccharomycetaceae. Gene Ontology annotation, molecular function: anaphase-promoting complex binding; protein binding; ubiquitin ligase activator activity.
AUGUCGGGCUUUCCGGAGAAUCCAUUCAUGAAUAAUACGCCAUCAUCCUCGCCUUCAAAAUCUGUAGAUGGUAAUAGAGUUCUUAAGCGUCCCUUAGGGAACAAUUCUAGCUCAUCUUUGCUUUCUUCACCUAGUCGACGAGCCAGAACUUCUGGAUCAGUCAUAUACGGUGAUCGGUUCAUACCUAAUAGGACAAGCAUUGAUCUCAAUAGUAUGAAAUCGAUAGGUAAUACUGCUAGUGUUCCCACAUUGAUUCCAUCGGUUACAGAAGAUCAAGUCGAGCUACAGAGGGAAAGACAAUCACGAGAAACUUUUGAUACUGUACUCAAAAACGAAUUAUUUGGAGAGAAGUUAUUAAGAGAUGCCAUUGGUAAAGAAAGCAGCAUAGAUCGAAUAAAAAACACAAAGCCAGCUAUACCUUGCUAUCAGAGUGCUGCUGCGACUGCUUCUGUUGAAUAUGAAGAAGAUAUGCCCACUACCCCGCCAGAUAGCGAUGAACGUCCCCAGUCAGCUCCUGUUACUCCGAGAAGAGCUCUCCCGCAAGGUCCGGAAGAAUCCUAUCGUCCCUCGAGUAACUCAAUGAGAGGUGCAAGUCUUUUGACUUACCGAGAACGUACUGGAACCAGACCUUCAACUACGUCUAUAUUACAGUCUCAUUUUUUUGAUUCAGCAUCACCUGUCCGCCCCGAAUCGAAGCAAUUAUUGUUAUCUCCGGGGAAAAAAUUUCGCCAAAUUGCGAAAAUUCCUUAUAGAGUACUGGAUGCGCCAUCCUUGGCUGAUGAUUUCUACUAUGACUUGAUCGACUGGUCCUCUACAGAUGUAUUGGCAGUGGCGCUAGGGAAAUCAAUAUUUUUGACUGAUAACAAUACAGGGGACGUGAUUCACCUAUGUGACACCGAAAAUGGAUUCACGAGUCUACGUUGGGUUGGAGCUGGCUCUCAUCUAGCUGUUGGACAAACCGAUGGAUUGGUUGAGAUAUAUGAUGUGAUAAAAAGGAAAUGCAUCCGGACACUCUCUGGUCACAUGGAUAGAGUUGCUUGUCUAACAUGGAAUAAUCAUAUUCUCAGCUCAGGUAGUCGAGAUAGGUCUAUUUUACAUAGAGAUGUAAGGGCGCCUGAUUCUUUCUUUGAGCGAAUCGAAACUCAUUCUCAGGAGGUUUGUGGUUUGAAAUGGAAUCCAGAAACUAAUAAAUUAGCAUCCGGCGGUAAUGAUAACGUGGUUCAUGUUUAUGACGGCACAAUCAAAACUCCUAUGUUUAGCUUUAAUGAACAUACAGCUGCUGUCAAGGCUAUGGCAUGGUCUCCCCAUAAGCGGGGGGUUUUGGCUACAGGCGGGGGCACAGCAGAUCGGAAAUUGAAGGUUUGGAAUACUAUCACUGGAAGCAAACUUUGUGAUGUGGACACUGGAUCGCAGGUUUGCAAUAUGGUUUGGUCCAACAACACUGAUGAAAUAGUGACUUCACAUGGAUAUUCGAGGUACAACCUUACAGUCUGGGAUUACCAAACAAUGGAUCCCGUGGCUAUCCUUAAGGGACAUAGCUUUCGUGUACUGCAUAUGACUCUAUCUGCAGAUGGAACGACGGUAGUUUCUGGUGCUGGUGAUGAAACUCUCAGAUAUUGGAAGAUUUUUGGUAAAGUGAAGGCAAAGACGAAUCCUAACUCUAUAAUUUUCAGUUCCCUUAAUCAAAUCAGGUGA